Messenger RNA from Amphibalanus amphitrite, 2666 nucleotides. Its product is annotated as EGF domain-specific O-linked N-acetylglucosamine transferase-like. Lineage: Eukaryota; Metazoa; Arthropoda; Thecostraca; Balanomorpha; Balanidae. Gene Ontology annotation, cellular component: endoplasmic reticulum lumen. Gene Ontology annotation, molecular function: protein N-acetylglucosaminyltransferase activity. The record is from RefSeq and is a predicted model, not a curated record. The transcript has 9 exons. The coding region runs from base 94 to 1701 and encodes 535 amino acids.
ACUGUACCCUGAGCCAGAACAGCAACCGGCACAAAACAACACAAAAACAACGUGCGAUUUUGUUUUCUUGCCGGCGGAUGGUCAUAUCCCCCGAUGGUAUAUUCGAUGAGGGCUGUUUUGCUGUUUAUUUUUUUAAUUGUGAUAUCUAUUCAAUGCAAGGGAAACAUUGUUUCCGAGCUUGCCCUUCCACCAGAGCAUGUACCAUUUUAUGUUAAUUCCCACCAGCGGUUCUCGGACGGUUGCAGGAGGAACAGUAGCUGCGAACUGAAGCCAUAUCUGGACCAAGGGUUAUGCUGGGGAUAUGAAGAGAACUGUCCUAUUUUUAAGUCCUACUUGGUUCCUGAGUGUGAUGGCAAAAGUAAAGGAUGGGCAGCCACAAAAACUAGUCAGUUGGAGAUGUAUUAUGAACAAGCAGACUUUGGGUACAUCAAAAGGAGGAUGAAGACAAUGUUCCCAUUAUGCUCCCCUAUAGAUAGUAGCUUGGAAGCAUCUGCUCUCAAUUGCUCCUCAAAGAUGGAGUUCUGCAGAGGCCGCAACAUCAGACUCGACUUCCGAGAGCUGACAAAGCGGCGGGGCGAGCUGCUGCGGUACAAAAUGGACGUGCUGAAGCCUGGCCAGAUAGCUGGGCACUGCCGCGUGGACCGUGACCGGCUGUCGUCCGAGCUGGAGUUCAUGAGUGCGCUGCAGUCGUGGUCGCCCGAGAUCCAGCACCUGACGCAGGCGGAUAGACCGCUAACCGGUCGGCCAGAGUGCGACCGGGUCGUCACCACGCCCACCUACAUCAUGAAACUCGACGCCUCGGUCAGCAUGUACCACCACUUCUGCGACUUUUUCAACCUGUACGCCAGUCAGCACCUGAACGACUCGAUGGACGGCGACCACCCGGGCUCGUUCCACCGCGACAAGCAGAUCCUCAUCUGGGAGAAUGUGCCCUACCGGUCCGCCUUCGCGCCCAUGUUCCAGGUGUUCUCCAGCCGUCCCAUUUGGUCUCUGAAUGACGUCAUUGGCCAGCGGGUCUGCUUUAGGGACGUGGUGUUCCCACUGCCGCCCAGGAUGAUAUUCGGGCUGUUCUACAACACACCGCUGGUUCCUGGCUGCCGCCAGAGCGGUCUGUUCCACGCCUUCCAGCGGCACGUCCUGCACCGGCUGGGUCUGCCGCUGCGGCGAACCGUCCCCGACGACACGGUGCGCGUGGUAUGGAUCUCGCGCCAGUCGCGACACAGGCGGGUGCUGAACGAGGCGCGUAUCCUGAAGGCGCUCAGAAAACAGCAGGGGGUCGAGGUGGUCAAGGCGGCGUUCACGCACGCCACCCCGUUCGUGGACCAGGUGCGGCUGGUGUCCGGCUCAGACGUAUUAGUCGGUCUGCACGGCGCCGGCCUCACCCACAUGCUCCUGCUGCCCGACUGGGGUGCCGUGUUUGAGCUCUACCACUGCCAGGACCCCGACUGCUACAGCGACCUGGCGCGGCUCCGAGGGCUGUCCUACACGACCUGGGAGAAACCCGAGCUCAUCACCCCGCAGAACCAGGGCGAGCACCCGGAGCUGGGCGCCCACGAGAAGUUUACCAACUACACUCUGGACGUGGCAGAGACAGUACGCCUGGUACUUCACUCGGUGGCGCAGGUCCGCGCCCACCCCCGGUACAGAAGUGCCAGGCAGGCCCACGAGGCGCUCCAGCGGCCAGCCAGGGACGAGCUGUGAUUGGUCAGUGACGUCAGCCGAGCGCGCUGUGAUUGGUCAGACGUACAGUGACGUCAGAAACCCGUUGUGAUUGGCCAGGAGAGUUAAGGGGUGCAGUUACUGUUGCUGUUACUAGUCCUGAGUCAGUGGUGCAGGAACCAACCCCGCGUUCGAUGUCUCUCGGACGACGAAGAUUCUACGUCGUCCGGCCAAUCGCGUUCAAGGUCAGCGGGGGCUCGGCUGCGGUUAUGGAACUUGAUUGGCCGGACGGCGUAGAAUCUUCGCCGUCCGAGAGACAUCGAACGCGGGGCAAGUCUUCCCGGUGAUCCCCGUGCCUUUUUAAUCGGGCCGUGAUAAGUGAAUCUCACGCGGCGUUGAGUGACGCCUCCACGGGUCCCUUACUGGCGCUCUUUCGGCUGUCCAUUUGCGGGUACCUACAAUGAGAGGGCUGUCUUGUUGGCCGUUUGUUCUUCGGUCUUUGGUAUAACACAUUCCUGGUUCUCUUCGUCGUGCGUUGUUAGUGCCUAGUGGUCUCAUAACUGUUACUCAUUAUGCUCACCUUGCUCAGUGCUCAUUCAUAUUUACAUCUCGUUUAGUUGUUUGUUGUCGAAACAUUACCUGUUUGUAGCAAUAAUCAACCGUUGCGCAUUUGUCGCCCUACUGUCGUUACAUUGCAUAUGAUAUCAGAGUUCUCUGUGGACACGUUCGGGCUAUAAAUUACACCGGUGCAGCAGGCGCUGGCCGUGGGGCCCCGCUUUCAGUCCGGUGCCUAAGCUUUCGCUGUAAUUUAGAGUACAGUGCCUUACCAUUCGAGCUAACUUUUUAACCAAUAACCGUAACAUUUUCCGAACAUGCGCGAAGUACGGCAGGAUAUGACAGUGAAUUCAUAUUCUCGGCUCUAAAUUUCAAUGUAUGCCGAGGUUAUAUCCGGAAUGUCCACCAUACCAAUGUCUCGAGCAGUGUCACAAUACAUGUUUUGUAAUUUG